AUGCUAGCGUUUUUCUGCUCACCAUCGCCUGUCCGGGUCAAUCGGGCAUCGCAAAAUCCGAUUCUCUACGAGAACGGACGCUCCGCCGUGUCCUUCUACGCCUCAGACGAAGAAUAUGUGUUUCGCACCACCCUGCCUCCUCGCGACGCCAGCGGCAUAUCCAUUAUGGAGCCUCCGUGCCACUACCACAUCCACCAAACCGAAACCUUCCGCAUGGUCAAGGGCACCAUGAGCCUGUACAAAGGUGUCGACCCGAAACCAUGGAAACAGCUGGCCGUCACAGCGGAUGGAAAGCAGCCAACCGCCACGGUCCCGCCCAAGACCUACCACCGUCUACAGAAUGCGUCUUCCACGGACGAGCUCAUCUUCGACGUCCGACUUUCGCCCGUGGAUUACGAGGUAGAAGAGCGAUUCUUCCGCAACUUCUUCGGGUAUCUGGACGAUUGCAAGAAUGCCAAUCAGGCGCCCAGUCUGUUUCAGUUGAUGGUGUUUUUGUAUCAUGCUGACAUCCCUCUCGCCUUGCCUUUGCCAUGGCAUGGGUUGGGUAUCGUCGUGAGUUGGGUCUACACAGCGGCCACUGCAAUGUGGGGGCAAUGGGUAUUGGGAUAUAAGGUGUCAUAUCCCGAGUAUUAUGAGGAGAAGAAGGCAAUGUGAUGAGCUGUCUCACAAGGCGAUAAUUCACAAUGGAGUUCAUAGCGAUGUUCAAUAAUGACACUUGAUGAAGC
This is a messenger RNA of Aspergillus homomorphus CBS 101889, 725 nucleotides long. RefSeq names its product cupin domain-containing protein. Bases 1 to 654 code for a protein of 217 amino acids. The transcript has a single exon. Lineage: Eukaryota; Fungi; Ascomycota; Eurotiomycetes; Eurotiales; Aspergillaceae. The record is from RefSeq and is a predicted model, not a curated record.